AUGAGUGAUUUCUGGUUAAUUUCGGUCCCUCUGGACAAGACCAGUUUGACAAAUAUAGAAAAACUCAAGAGAAGCAUCAUCAAAACAAACCAGGCGUCCUGCUGCAAGUUCCUAAUCCCAGAUCUGAAGGUGGGAAUCCUGGACAGUCUUGUGAGUGUUUCAGACGAUCUCUCAGGACUGGACACUCUGACAGAAAGUGUGCUUAAAAAGAUAGGGCAGUGUAUGAAGGAGGUGAUGGAAUUUUCCUGUGACAAAAAGUUGGAGAAAUCUUUGGCCAAUGGCGAGCACAUGAAUGAGAAAUCGCAUGUAUCGCCCGUGGAGUCCUACUUCCAGUCACUUCAAGUGGACCUUGUGGCUUAUGUGACGAGAUUCCAAUGGGACAAAGCAAAGUUCUCCACAUCUCUUCCUCUGUCUGCACUGACCGACAUCAUCCACAAGGAGGUGGCCUUGGUGGAAACAGAACUCAAAUCCAGGUCUUCAUCCUACAACAGUUUAAAAAGCAACCUCCAGAAUCUAGAAUCGAAACAUCAGGGGUCAUUACAAAGUCGCUGCUUGAACAACUUUGUAAGAAAAGAAGACCUGGUUGUUUCUGAAUACCUCACCACACUCUUAGUCAUCGUGAACAGGAGGCUGUACGAGGAUGCGGAGGCUGGGAUCUUCUCUGUCACACUUUUCAAACGAGCUGUGAGCCAGUUCAAAGCCAAGGCACAGGAGAGCAAGUUUACUGUGCGUGAGUACCAUGUGGAGCUGGAGGAGCAGCAGCUGAGAGACCUGCAGACUCUGAGGGCCCAAAGGAAAGAGCAGCGUGGGAUCUUUGUGUGCUGGCUCAAAGUGAACUUCCGACAGCUGUUUGUUUCCUGGAUCCACCUGAAAGCUCUGAGGGUGUUUGUGGAAUCCGUCCUCAGAUACGGGUUGCCGGUGAACUUCCAGGCUCUUCUCCUGCAGAUGGAUAAGAAACGAUCCAAACAAAUGAGAGAAGAACUGGCCUCUCUCUUCGUGCAUCUGGAUCCUUCUGCCAUGACCACAAAGACCGAGGUUCACACACUUCCUUCUGCCGUGACCGCAAAGACCGAGGCUCACACACAUACUUCUGUCGUGACCACAAAGACCGAGGUUCACACACAUCCUUCUGUCAUGACCACAAAGACCGAGGUUCACACACUUCCUUCUGCCGUGACCACAAAGACCGAGGUUCACACACUUCCUUCUGCCAUGACCACCACAAAGACCGAGGUUCACACACAUCCUUCUGCCGUGACCGCAAAGACCGAGGUUCACACACUUCCUUCUGCCGUGACCGCAAAGACCGAGGCUCACACACAUACUUCUGCCGUGACCACAAAGACCGAGGUUCACACACUUCCUUCUGCCGUGACCGCAAAGACCGAGGCUCACACACAUACUUCUGUCGUGACCACAAAGACCGAGGUUCACACACAUCCUUCUGCCAUGACCACAAAGACCGAGGUUCACACACAUCCUUCUGCCGUGACCACAAAGACCGAGGUGAGCUGUGACCUCCCAGGACUCUGUCUGCAAGAGUAUUUCUCCUACAUCUCCGUCCACAUCAACACCACGGUCCUGGAGCUCAGAUAG
This is a messenger RNA of Knipowitschia caucasica, 1596 nucleotides long. NCBI's taxonomy places the organism in Eukaryota, Metazoa, Chordata, Actinopteri, Gobiiformes, Gobiidae. The record is from the annotation of a GenBank genome assembly.